Messenger RNA from Gossypium raimondii (Peruvian cotton), 2247 nucleotides. Its product is annotated as outer envelope protein 64, mitochondrial. The transcript is spliced from 13 exons. Gene Ontology annotation, molecular function: protein binding. Bases 118 to 1929 code for a protein of 603 amino acids. The record is from RefSeq and is a predicted model, not a curated record. Lineage: Eukaryota; Viridiplantae; Streptophyta; Magnoliopsida; Malvales; Malvaceae.
GUAGCAAAUUUCAUUCCUCUUUGAUCAAAUAAACAAUCCUUGGUUAAAACCCUCCCAAAACCCUUUUAGCUGCUCCGCCAUUCUUAUUUACCUUCAUUUUCUUUUUCCGAACCGAUCAUGUCAAAAACGCUGAAUCUAAUAAAAACCAACGCUUCCAACCCCAAGGUAUGGAUUGUGGCGGGAAUAACGGUGGCCGGAAUUAUAGUGGUCGCGGAGACCCGUAGAAGGAGGAAAAAAGCGAUGAUCAUCAAAAGAGAAGAUUUUGGCGCUUUCAUGGAACGCUUCGAAUUGAUUCCUUUUCCUCAGCCUCCGCCGCCCGCCGCCAAACUUCCACUAUUGGGCCUUACGUUUGCCAUCAAGGACAUAUUUGAUGUGAAGGGUCACGCGACGGGGUUUGGGAAUCCCGAUUGGCAAAGAACACACGAGGUUGCUGACAAGACGGCGGUUGUGGUCACUGCUUUGUUGAAAAACGGGGCUAAAUGUGUUGGCAAGACAGUUAUGGACGAACUGGCUUUCGGAAUAACUGGGGAAAAUAAGCACUAUGGGACACCUACAAAUCCAAACAUGCCGUCAAAUGUUCCAGGAGGUUCUUCAAGUGGUUCUGCUGUUGCAGUUGCUGCUGAACUUGUGGACUUUGCUCUAGGUACUGAUACAAUUGGUUGUGUGAGAGUUCCUGCAUCAUUUUGUGGUAUUCUUGGGUUCCGUCCAUCUCAUGGAGCUGUAUCUACGAUUGGAGUUCUUCCAAAUUCACAAAGCUUGGAUGCUAUUGGAUGGUUUGCUCGUGAUCCAUCUAUUCUACAUCGUGUUGGGAAUGUUUUAUUGCAACUAAAAGCAGUGGAACCCAGAAGGGGAAGGCACCUUGUCUUUGCUGAUGACUUAUUCCAGCUUUCAAAGGUUCCCAAGCAAAAGACAGUGCAUGUUAUUAGCAAAGCAGUUGAAAAGCUUUCUGGCUAUCAGCUGCCAAAGCAUGUCAACUUUUGUCAGUUUAUUGCUUCGAAUGUACCCAGUCUAAAGGGUUUUUUUCAACAUUCCACAAACCUGCAAAAUGGAAUUUCUGCUUUGCAAGCCCUUUCAUCUGCAAUGGUGUCAUUACAAAGAUAUGAAUUUAAAACAAACCAUGAAGAAUGGCUUAAAGAUGUUAAACCAAGACUAGGACCUGAAGUUUCUCGUUGUGUUCUUGCUGCAAUCAACAAUACAUACGAGAAUGUAAAAAGUUUGUACAAAGUCAGGACUGAGAUGCGGGCUGCAACGCAAAGUCUUCUAAAGGAUGAUGGGAUAUUAGUUAUUCCCACGAUUGCGGAUCCUCCACUAAAGCUUAAGAAAGGGAGUUCCACCGAGUUUCAUGAUAGAGCAUGUGCUUUAUUGAGUGUUGCUAGCAUGUCUGGGUGCUGUCAGGUUUCUGUUCCAUUAGGAGAGCAUGAUGGUUGUCCUAUUUCUGUUUCAUUUGUCACAUACCAUGGAGCAGACAAAUUUCUUCUUGAUACAGUUUUGGACAUGUAUGCUUCUCUGCAAGAACAAGUCAGCAUGGCAUCCAAUUCGGCACCAUUGCCUGAUCUCAAUGGUAAUAUGGAUGCUUCUGAACUGUUGAAGGAAAAGGGAAAUGCUGCUUUUAAGGGAAAGCAAUGGAACAAGGCAGUUAAUUAUUACACUGAAGCUAUUAAGUUAAAUGGGACAAAUGCAACAUACUAUAACAACCGGGCAGCAGCUUACUUGGAACUAGGAUGCUUUCAGCAAGCUGAAGAGGACUGCAAUAAGGCAAUAUCACUUGACAAAAAGAAUGUGAAGGCAUAUCUGAGACGUGGGACAGCCAGAGACUCACUACUCUGUUAUAAAGAGGCCCUUGAAGAUUUCAAACACGCAUUGGUUCUAGAGCCUCAAAAUAAAGUAGCCAACCUCGCAGAAAGAAGACUACGAAAACUGGUUAGUUGAUACUGCUCUUCUCUGCUUCGCUUCUUGUCUAACAAAUACGAAACAAGGUUGAUCGAAGAUAGGCGCAAUCUUUGUGCAAUUUACCCGAACCUUCGGUAAACGGAAAAUCAAAGUAAAAGCAUGUUGGUUAGAGGGUGCUGCUGGUGCAGUUUUUGGCCGCAAUUUCUUUUCCUUCGACACAUUGUUUCUGUGUAAUCAGUAUAUGUUCGACCUAUGCAAUCUUGUUGAGACACCAAUACAAUUAAAAGUUAUUCAACUGCUAGUUUAGCAUUUAUGUUGAAUAGGAAAAAGGAAAAAAAAAGUGGGGGUUAAAAAGUU